AUGUCCGGGGUGGUCGGGAAGGCCGAAGUGCCGGCCAAGCCACUAGGCGCCGAGACUCCCAGCCUGGCCGUGGGCCGAGCGCUGUCAUCCGUCGUGGCCCUGGGAGCCAACAUCAUCUGCAACAAGAUCCCUGGCUUGGCCCCGCGGCAGCGUGCCAUCUGCCAGAGCCGGCCCGAUGCCAUCAUCGUGAUUGGGGAGGGGGCGCAGAUGGGCAUCAACGAGUGCCAGUACCAGUUCCGCUUCGGACGCUGGAACUGCUCCGCCCUCGGCGAGAAGACUGUCUUCGGGCAAGAGCUCCGAGUAGGGAGCCGUGAGGCCGCCUUCACAUACGCCAUCACCGCAGCCGGCGUGGCUCACGCCGUCACCGCCGCCUGCAGCCAGGGCAACCUGAGCAACUGCGGGUGCGACCGCGAGAAGCAGGGCUACUACAACCAGGCCGAGGGCUGGAAGUGGGGCGGCUGCUCCGCCGACGUGCGCUACGGCAUCGACUUCUCCCGGCGCUUCGUGGACGCCCGCGAGAUCAAGAAAAACGCGAGGCGCCUCAUGAACCUGCACAACAAUGAGGCGGGCAGGAAGGUCCUGGAGGAGCGCAUGAAGCUGGAGUGCAAGUGCCACGGCGUGUCAGGCUCGUGCACCACCAAGACGUGCUGGACCACGCUGCCCAAGUUCCGCGAGGUGGGCCACCUGCUCAAGGAGAAGUACAACGUGGCGGUGCAGGUGGAGGUGGUGCGGGCCAGCCGCCUGCGGCAGCCCACCUUCCUGCGCAUCAAGCAGCUGCGCAGCUACCAGAAGCCCAUGGAGACGGACCUGGUGUACAUCGAGAAGUCGCCCAACUACUGCGAGGAGGACGCGGCCACGGGCAGCGUGGGCACCCAGGGCCGCCUGUGCAACCGCACCUCGCCCGGCGCCGACGGCUGCGACACCAUGUGCUGCGGCCGCGGCUACAACACCCACCAGUACACCAAGGUCUGGCAGUGCAACUGCAAGUUCCACUGGUGCUGCUUCGUCAAGUGCAACACGUGCAGCGAGCGCACCGAGGUCUUCACCUGCAAACGGGGACCCUGCGGCCCAGAAUGGCUCAAGCACUGGCCAGAGACCCCAAGGCCGUGAGUGGAGGCCCCCGCCUUGGCUCACCAGGCCUCCUGACCCUGAAGCACGUGUUCUGGGGGCGCCCAGGGUGAGGGGCAUGCCCCCACGCCUUGAACAAUCUGGCCGCGCUCUCCCCCUGCUGCCAGCCUCACUGGGGCCCACGCCCGCCUCGAGGUGCCUUUGAGAGUUUCUCCCGUGGUCUCCUCGCCCAGUCCUGGGCCUUUCGCCCUGGCCCCGAUGCUGAGAAAACUCGGAGAGGGCGUUGCUCCGCUGGAUUCCCACCUGCCGUGCCAGCAGAUGCCUGCCCUCCAGACGCUCCCUCGCGGUCCCCAUACCACGCAGACCCUCCCUUGAGGUCCGAAUCACCCCGAAACCUGGCAGACGGGAAUGGAAAGGGGUCCUGCUUGGUUUUAAACUGUGUGCGGGGUAGGGAGAGAUUGGGGGCCGGGGACUUGGCCCUGGACGUGUCCUCUGACAAUAUUCCCACCCACCCUGGGGAGACUGAGGCACAACUUGUCCGGGCCCAGAAAGGCUGGUGUGCACCUGCUUCUGGCGCACCACUGCCCAUGCACUUGUCCCCGCUCUGAAUUUAGGGUGUUUUCGCGCAGAAACCCGUGGAAAUGUGUCUUCAGGCUACUGACCAGCCAAGUGGGCCGGACAUUAGCCUGGGGUGAGUGACCCUGGGCCCUGGCCCUGGCGUCCACCCCGCCUGCCCCGAUGGUGCCAGGAUGCUUCACCAACAGCGGCUGUCCUGGGAGCUUCCAGGCCACUGUGAAUGCCCCCCAGUCCCCAUCCCCGCCCCGAUCCCGGCUCCCAGGACACCCCCGAGUCCACAGGCCUAGCACCUUCUGCCAAGGAACCUGGUUAACUUAUAUUGUUAUAUAGCGUCGAAAUGUCUAUAGUGUCUUUUAAAUUAUUGUGACCUACACUGGGUACUGGGGGGCAGGGGGGAUGGCCGCGCUGUCCCCGAGCCAGGCUCCUCCUUCUGCUUGAAACAGACCCUUGGACCCUCGGGGCCCCUGAUGCCACCAAGUCCUGCGCACUGUCCCUCGGCUACGAGGUGCCGCCGCCGAGACCCCGCCGUCCCCUAACAGUCUUGUCAGCGGCAGCCCUUCCCUUGGGUGGGGGUGGGGUGUCAGCGUGGCCCAGGCAGGGACGGCGGUGGCCGAGGUGCUGCGUGUGUCCGCAGCGCCCUCGCUUCAGGAGAGCUGCUGGGGUUCUGACGGGCUGUGUCUGGCCAGCUCCCCGAGAGGGGAGCGCUCGGCUCCAAUAA
Messenger RNA from Physeter macrocephalus (sperm whale), 2362 nucleotides. It is a transcript of the gene WNT7B, whose product is annotated as Wnt family member 7B. Lineage: Eukaryota; Metazoa; Chordata; Mammalia; Artiodactyla; Physeteridae. Gene Ontology annotation, cellular component: extracellular region. The coding region runs from base 1 to 1110 and encodes 369 amino acids. The transcript is spliced from 5 exons. The record is from RefSeq and is a predicted model, not a curated record. Gene Ontology annotation, biological process: neuron differentiation; multicellular organism development; canonical Wnt signaling pathway. Gene Ontology annotation, molecular function: frizzled binding; cytokine activity.